Schistosoma margrebowiei is the source of this 360-nucleotide messenger RNA. The record is from the annotation of a GenBank genome assembly. NCBI's taxonomy places the organism in Eukaryota, Metazoa, Platyhelminthes, Trematoda, Strigeidida, Schistosomatidae.
AUGAAGAAUCUGAUUUUUCUGACCAUAACAUACCAACUUGUGGUUGCUAUCUGGCCAAUAACAACGUUUACAUAUAAUAAUAUCGACAACAGCAUCAAUAAUAACUGCGGGAAAAACUUUCAAUUCAAGCCAAACAGAAUAAUCUUAACUCAAAAGUCCAUUUCAGCGGAAUGCUACUUUAUGUGUUGCAAUACAAAUGAAUGUAGCACGGCAAUAUUUGAAUCUAAGGCUACGCAGUCUUGUUUUAUGUUUGAUUGUCGACAGCCUGGACAAUGCUUUUAUUCUAGUCAUUCCAAUUAUGAUACAAUUGUCUUAGAAGAAUCAAACGGUAAUCAGAGUUUGAAAAACAAAGGUAAUUAA